UUUGUCUAUGCUUAAUACGUGUAUUAGCAUAGAUACGAGGCCGCAGUGAGGACAGUAUAAUAUGGAUUAAAAGAAGAUAUCUUUUGACUUAACUUUUUCGCAGAUGUUCAGCAGUAUUUGGUGAGUAAAGAAGAGGUUACGUGGUGCCAGUUGACCAGCAGAAUUGGAUCUCCAGUAUGGAAAAGAAGGACCCAGUUGCUCCACCAAUUAAACAAGAACAAGAGGAACCCUGGGCCAGUUUCAAAGAACAGCAUCUUCAAGAUCUGGAUGAAGCUGAUGUCAGCACCUUCCCAUUCACUGUUAUCACUGUGAAGAGUGAAGAUGAGGAAGAGCAGCCUCAGUUCUCCCAGUUUAGUCAAAGCAAUCACUUGGAUCCAGGUGUUCAUUUGCAACAAGAUACCGACAAAACAUCAGAUACUUCAGAACCUGAGACUGAUGACAGUGAUGACUGGACAGAUACCAAGAAGUGUCAGGCAAGUUUCAGUAUCCAGAAAACUGUUGUCUCUAAAAGUAAAAUGAGAUCUAAAUCUGCAAACAAAGAAUUCAGCUCCACUGCACAUCCCACAACAAUUAAGGAAAAGAAUGAGGAAGGGCAUCUUAUUAAUGUGGAUGAAGCUGAUAUUACCCACUUCCCAAUCACUGUUGUCUCUGUGAAAAAUGAAAACGAGCUGAUCUCAAACACAGAUGAAGACUUGAAAACACACUCUGUUGGAGAGGACUGUGGAGGAUCAGGAGAUGUCAACAGCUUUGAUCCAGAUUGUCCUUUUCAACCAGAUGCAUAUGAGUCUUCAGAGUCUUCGGAACCUGACACAGACAACAGUGAUGACUGGAUGGAGACCCGGGAGUCUUCUCAGAAGACUGAUGAUAACGCUUCAAGUAAUGUGAAAUGUCAUGCUGCUGACAAACCAUUUAGCUGUUCUCUAUGUAGCAAAAUGUUUAGGCACAAGAGUAAACUAAACAGACACAUGAGAAAUCACACGGGAAAGAAACCAUUUAGCUGUACUGAGUGUGCUAAAAGGUUUAGUGGUAAGGGGAUUCUGAAGGCGCAUAUGAAAAUUCACACAGGAGAAAAACCAUUCAGUUGCUCUGAAUGUGGACAGAAAUUUCGGAAAAGCAGCCACCUGAAGACACACAUGAGAGUUCACACGGGAGAGAAACCAUUCGGUUGUCCCGAUUGCAAUCAGAGAUUUAGUCAAAAGGGCAGUCUGCAAACACACAUGAGAAUUCACACAGGUGAGAGACCUUUCAGCUGUAUGGAGUGUGAUAAAAGUUUCAGCGACAAGGGGAACCUUACUGUGCAUAUGAGAAUUCAUACAGGAGAGAAACCAUUCAAAUGUGCCGAUUGUGGACAGAGAUUUCGAAAAAGCAGCCAUCUUAAAACCCACAUAAGAAUUCACACGGGGGAGAAACCGUUUAGCUGUUCUGAGUGCAGCCAAAGCUUUAGCAAAAAGAUGACUCUUGUGGCCCAUAUGAGAAUUCACACAGCAGAGAAACUAGCCCUUGCUGCAUGCUCAAGAAUUCACAUGUGAGGAACUCUGCAUCUGCUCUGGCUGUGGUUAAAUGUUUGGUUGCAGUCAUGACACUCGAGACAAGAAACAAUAAUCAUUUAUUAAUUCAUCCAUGUAACAUGUUCAGGAGAAGAAAAAACAGGCCAGAGUGUGAAGCAAGUAGAUUAAGUGAACAGAGGAAAAUAGCAGCGAUGGGGAGGGGAUUCACACAAAAGCUCAACUCACCCAGACGACUUUCUGUAGUAGUCAGAAAUGAGUUGAUUAGCUUUGAAUCUCUGGUUUUACUUAUCAAUAUCACUGUUUUUUCUUUUAUUUGAUAAUGGCUUUAAAUGUACAAGUAAUUUGAUUUUUUUCCCCAUUUUCAGAAAAUUGUAUGUACUACUGUAUAUGACUCAUAGAAGCUCUUGCCUACCUAAAUGUAUGUAAGCAUUUGAUUUAUUUGCUGGAGCAUAAUAAGUGCUUGUAAUGGCAUUUUAAAGUGUUUUUUUAUUAGUAUAUAUGCUGAUCCUUGUCUUAUAAAAUUGAUUAGCUGAGUUAUCCGUUCUAGGCACUGGUAAUAGAGAUGAAGUUUAAGCCGUGUCAUUGUAUAUUUCAUGUCACUUUAGUUAAGGUGUAGUAAGUUGUAUUGCAUUGUGUGUAUAUUGUCAUUAAUUUUCAUAGAGCAAUUUGUGACAUUCAUGAGACUCAAGUGAAUGAUGAUAAAAGGUGAUACACACCAGGUACAUUUUAAUUUAAAAAAAUGUGAGCUUUAAUGAGCACACGGCACACUGGCCCAUUCAGAUUGUAAUUAAAGUGCACCCUAGCCAGCCGCUACUACAUAGUAAGUUAAGUGUGAUGCUUGCUACCUGACCAGAGUACCACGUGAACAGCAAAAAUGAGGGCUCCAGUGAGGGGGUUGUGAUCUAAUAUAUAAGGCUGAGCACGUAUGUGUGUGUUCACGCACGUACGCAUUCAAGCUAAGGGCCCCACUGACCAUAGCAAGUUUGGUGUGGCUUGCUUAAUUACUGUGGCUGUGCAUAGCAAACACACACACAGUCAGCUUUAUAUAUUAGAUUAGUAUAGGCCAGAAAUGACAAACUACUUUGGCUGUGGUUAAAUGUUUGACCAGUGUUUUGUGAGGUGACUUUAUUGACAAAAACCACACUGCACAGUUGUUUUGCUUCUUAAUCAAUGUUUGAUUAGCUAUGCAAACUGUAUUGUCAUUCAGGGGCAAUAUUAAUUUGCCACUGCUAAUUUUAAUGAUACAGAGCUGAAAACUGGCAAGCUGCAUGGAGGACAAUGUCAGUCGUUACUGUACUCCUACGAGAUUUGAUAUUCGUGCUUCACAUUCCUCAUAUGAGAAAACAUUUUACUGGACGUUCUUAAUUUUUUUUUUUUUUGCCAGUUUGGGCAUGUUACUGUGCAACAGGGCAGCUUUCCAACAAAAUGUGCACAUAGAUGAAUUUUGUUUGGCUGCUUGUUGCUUCUCAAAGCUAUGCGAAAACCACAGUUAACAUAUUAAAGCUUACCUGUGCCGUC
Messenger RNA from Thalassophryne amazonica, 3026 nucleotides. RefSeq names its product zinc finger protein 135-like. Bases 177 to 1529 code for a protein of 450 amino acids. The transcript is spliced from 2 exons. Lineage: Eukaryota; Metazoa; Chordata; Actinopteri; Batrachoidiformes; Batrachoididae. The record is from RefSeq and is a predicted model, not a curated record. Gene Ontology annotation, molecular function: RNA polymerase II cis-regulatory region sequence-specific DNA binding; DNA-binding transcription factor activity. Gene Ontology annotation, biological process: regulation of transcription by RNA polymerase II.